AGACAUUGGAAGCACGACUGGGCAAGGCUCUACAGGGUAUGGUUAUACCACCUUAUAUGAUAAGGUAGUGAAAGACUCUCUCACCUCCUUUUAUAAACCGAAUUCAUACUUUUUUUUUUUCCUUCUAGAAAAAUUACUGAAGAAGAAGUGGAUGAGACUUGGCUGGAAUAUCUUACUACAAUCAAUAAACAAAUGCGAUUCAUCAAAGCCAAUCAACAUCGCCCGAUAAAAGCCUUGCAAAACGUAGGUCCAGAGUUGGAGAAACUACGAUUGAAGGCUGCAUCCACUAUUCGUGAUUUCUUUCUCUCUCGUAUUCAGCUCCUUUGUGUUCCCAAUGCCAACAUACAAAUCAUGCAACAGUCUGUGUUUUUAAAAUAUAAAAAUUUACAUAGCUUUGUUAUGGAAAGACAUCACGAUGCUGCAACAGAGAUACGACAAACAUAUAUAAAUGCACUACGUUGGUAUUUUCAUAAUCACUUUGAAAGAUAUAGUAAGGGCCUGAUAAAACUCCAGACUGUGUCUGCAGAGAAAUCAGACCUAAUAGGAAUAGAAGAAAGUGCUCGUAAAGGAGGCAUAUUUGGCGGCGCCAAGGUAGCUUUGAAUAAAACCAACGUAUUUGCAUUAGGAGACCGAAGUGAUACCCUGAGAAUUCAAGAUCCUGGCGUAAUUCUGAUUCAUGUUGCAGAAGCUAAAGAACAGAAAUAUCAAUUUGAACAACUCUUUCGAAGCUUCAACUUGACCUUAAUCGAUAAUGCAAGCUCAGAAUAUUUAUUUAUCCAUGAAUUCUUCUCAAGAGAUCCCAAGUCUGCAGCAGAUACCACAAAAACCAUAUUCCAGUCCAUAUUUGAGUCCACAGAAAAAGUGGGAAUUCAAUUUACAAAGACCUAUGUAGAAAAUUGCUAUGAUGCAGUUGGCAUAUUAUUAUGUAUUCGAAUCAAUACACAGCUAGCAUUAGAACUGCAAAGACGACGUGUACCUGCUCUUGAAGGAUACACUAAUGCAACCAACAUGUUGCUAUGGCCUCGGUUUCAGCAUAUCAUAUCAUUACAUAUAGACAGCUUAAAAAAGAUGUUUCAUAGCAAAUCACUUGUGAAAGACAUUCAUCCUCAUUACAUUACUAGACGUUAUGCUGAAUUUGCAGCUUCGUUGCUAGUGCUUAAUGAUGGAUACGAUGAUGCCAUUUUAUCUAACAGUAUUCAUAGACUACGCGAUGAAUUUGAAGCUGUCCUUUCACGUAUGUCAAACGAACUAACCGACUCGCCUAAGCGUAUCGCUUUUCUUGUUAAUAAUUAUGAUCUUAUCCUAUCUGUACUUCAAGAAACCCAUAGCCAUGCAGUAGAGAACGAGGUCAAUUACUUCAAGCAACUUCACUCGCUCCAGAAAAAUGCCUUUGUUGAUGAGCAAUUAAAGCCUUAUUUUGGUCCAAUGAUUCAAUGUGUUCAAAAGCCAGAAAACUGUUCCAUCCCUGACCUUGAACGUAUCUCUUCACACUUUGCUCAGACUUGGCGUCAAUCUCUUAAAUCGAUCAAUGCGUCCGUUAUUCAGUACUUUUCCAACUUUAAAAAUGGCACAAGCGUACUUCAUGCAGUUCUCGCUCAAUUGAUAGUCUAUUAUACAAAAUUCCUUGACAUUUUAGAAAAGAGAAAUAUCUUGGCCAGACUUCAUCCAGUUGGAGUACAAACAGUGAUGGUAGAGAUUAAAAAGUUUAGAAGUACAUUUUAAUACAAAUAGCACGUCUUUCUCGCUCUUCUUUUUGAAAUAAUAAAUCAUUAAUAUAUUUAAGGUAUAUAUAUGUAUGUAUAAAUGUAUAAAAAGAGGAUAAAAACAGUGGUUUAAUCACUUAUUCGCUCACCCAUGAACCUCCCCGUUUUAGCCAUUUGGCAAGUAGAACGGUCAUAUCUCGAACCACAAAUCCACCUAUGAUUGUAUUAAUCACAU
Messenger RNA from Rhizopus microsporus ATCC 52813, 1938 nucleotides. RefSeq names its product Vps52-domain-containing protein. Bases 193 to 1722 code for a protein of 509 amino acids. Gene Ontology annotation, cellular component: GARP complex. The record is from RefSeq and is a predicted model, not a curated record. Gene Ontology annotation, molecular function: syntaxin binding. Lineage: Eukaryota; Fungi; Mucoromycota; Mucoromycetes; Mucorales; Rhizopodaceae. The transcript has 6 exons. Gene Ontology annotation, biological process: Golgi to vacuole transport; retrograde transport, endosome to Golgi; endocytic recycling.